CGCGCGGAGCCUUUGAAAGCUCUCGGGGGCGCGGGUUCGCKCCCUCAGCGGGGCUGGCCCGGCCCGGCCCGGCCGGAGACACUGGGGCCGAGGGUACGGGCUGCUUUGAGACCCCGAGCCGCGGGGACUGGGAAGCAUGGCUGCUAAGAAACUAAGAAGAGCACAGUUGUCUCAAGAGCUGUGUGAAAGGCUGAGUCGCUAUCAGAUCACUACCUGUCAGGACUUCUUAUGUCUUUCCCUCUUGGAGCUAAUGAAAGUGACAGGACAGAGCUACUAUGAGGUGCAGAAACUUCUUCAUAAAGUGAGCCGAGCUUGUGCUCCCAAAAUGCAGACAGCUUAUGAAAUGAAACUAAGGAAGUCUGUCAAUCCUUCUUCAGCCUUUUUAUCCACCACGCUUCAUAGUUUGGAUAGAGUCUUGCAUGGUGGAGUGCCUUGUGGAUCCCUCACAGAGAUAACUAGCCCACCAGGAUGUGGAAAAACUCAGUUUUGYAUUAUGAUGAGUGUUCUGGCUACACUGCCUGUAAGCAUGGGAGGACUGGAUGGGGCUGUCAUAUACAUUGACACAGAGUCUGCGUUCAGUGCAGAAAGGKUGAUUGAGAUAGCAGCAAACAGAUUCCCUACAUAUUUUGACUCAGAUGAAAAGCUGUUCUGCAUGACCAGUAGCGUUCACCUGUACCGAGAGCUGACCUGUUGCAGUGUACUGAAGAGGAUUAUGUCUUUGGAAGAAGAAAUUAUUUCAAAGAAAGUUAAACUCAUAAUAAUUGACUCUGUUGCUUCAGUUGUCAGAAAGGAGUUUGACACAAAACUCCAGGGCAAUCUGGCAGAGAGAAGUAACUUUUUGACUAGAGGGGCAUCAGUGUUGAAGUAUUUGGCAGAGGAGUUCUCAAUACCAGUUAUCUUGACGAAUCAGAUUACCACAUCRCUGAGCAGUGUUCCUGCGCUCCAGGCAGACCUGGUGUCUCCAGCUGAUGAUUUGUCCCUGUCUGAAGGAUCGUCUGUAAGUGGGAGGAAGGAUUCUGGUUGUGUGACAGCAGCCCUUGGCAACACGUGGAGUCACAGUGUCAACACCAGGCUCAUACUCCAGUAUCAUGCCUUGCCAACAAGACAGCUCCUGGUUGCUAAAUCCCCCGUUGCUCCAUUCUCUGCAUUUUKCUACACCAUUGAGAAAUCAGGCUUGGUUCUUCAGGGCUCUAAUUCCCAAAAAGCAAGAUACUGGAGAGCACAAGGACAAGGCACAGAGUGCUCAGCUGUGGAACACCCUGCUUUUCCAGACCAAAAGGAYCAAACAAAUUUAAUUUGGGAAGGAACCAAUCCUGCCCUGCAGCCCAUACGAGUGAGGACCACUGCUUUGAAAGAUACUUUACUUGAUGCUGCUUUACCCAGCRCUGGUGGUGAGACUUCAAGCAAUACAUCAAAUCUGUAGAAAGGACAAACAAAACCUCCCCAAAGACUUGAAUGAAUGACAACAUCGCUUUUCAAAAAUCUGGUGAAACAGAGAGUGAACAUUCUUCUUCUUUUGUCUCUUCAAAGAUUAACUUUAAAACCAAGUGCUGUUCUUUGUAUAUGUGGGGCCAUACUUAACUCUGAACUUACGAAAAGUCUGUAUUUUGUUUAGGCUAAUUUAAGUUACUUAAUAAUAAAAGCCUAUGAACAACAUGCAUGCUACUGAGGAAGAACAGGCCACAUGUGCCUUCCUAAUUCACCUCACCACCUCAUYAAUUUGGAGCAAUCAACAGCCAAGCACAGGAGUGUCCACAGCCUAUAACAUAGUGAAACACUCACUUCUUUUUUAUAAGAGAAUGAACCUGCUUGUUGACUUGAUUAAGAAGCAAUAGUACAGCAAGCACUUAUUCCUGUAACUCACUUGGAAAUCAUCAAAGAUGACGUAAGAGUUGCAAAUAGAUGGGCUCUGAGUGUUCAGAAUGUUAGGAGAACAGGUAGCAAUCCAAACGGUGGGAAGAUCRAUGUGUGUUACAGCUGCCCAGCUUUCUCUGUCUUCAAAGCACUUUUGAAGUAUUCACUACACAACUGCAAACCACAUAACUAUUUACUCACCUUCCAGACUUAGAGAACCUAUGACUUGCUCAAGGCCGCUAAAAGCAUCACUGUGCUGCAGUCAGGAUCUGGUUGUUGCCAGCUCUCAAGCCUACAGGAAAGCCAUGGGUUCAGUUAGUGCCAGCUGCCAAUGCAUGGUCACCAUUGGCCUGAGAGGCUGGUUCUGUCCUUUGCCAUCACAGGGAAAGCCUCCCUGAGCACCCUCGAGGGAAGCAGAAUAACCUGUACAGAAAUACGAGAGGUGUGGAGUACUGCUGAGGUGGCUGUGGGUAACCCAGCAGGGAAUUCAGUCACCCUGAGGCCACCUGGGGCAGAGAGGUGGGCAGGUUGCCAUCUGCUAUUCGUGAGGCAGCCCRGGGUGAUGAGAGAUUUCCUGGGAGCACACAGCCCCUGUAAAAAAGUACUGCACACCCUUAACCAUGGCAGUGCAAGAGACAUGGAAGCUGGUGUCGCAUCACUCGCAGCCACCAGACAGGGUGGCACGGAGAGGGCAUUUCUGCAGCUAUCUGCUUACACGCCUGCUCACACAGCUUUGGGCUCUCCUUUAACAAGGAAGUUUCCAUCACAACAAGGAAGCUGCUGCAUUUCAAUAAGCUAUUUCUAAAAGCUAAUACAUUUCACCCUGGGGAAGAGCAAUUUUCCAGCUUCAGUGUUACCAGUUUUGUGCUUUGAAGAGACCUUUGUAACGUGUAAUUUUAAUUUUGUUUUAGCUAAGAUUUAGAUUUUCUUCUUGACAGUGCUGCACUACUGGCCACUCAAACCCUGCUGAACUUGCUUGUCGCCAUUUUAUCUUGAUAUCUUGUAAAUAUUUGGUAGAGCACUCAGACAGAGAAGUGUUUUUUGCUCUUACAGUCACAUGCCUGCUUCCAGGACCUUUCAGAAGUACAAAAGACUGAAAGCAGGGAAAAUUCCAUUGAGAUACAUUCAAGUCUCCAGGGAGCAACUGCACUCUGUUUAGACUAAAAAUUCUCAUUGCUGCCUCUCCCUGUUUUAAAAAACAUGGAAGGAUAGAGAGGGGAAACUAGAGAGUUUCAUUAUUGUAAACAUGCAAGCACUGUUUUCACUCAUGAAAUGCAAGCACAGUUUUCACUCAUCUUUUUAAUAUUGCAGAACCAUUUCCARUUGAAGAGGGAGAUAAGCUUUUCAAUUCUCUCUGCACUACCAGGGAAAUUUCCAUCCAGUUCUAAAAUGUUUUACAACCUAGUGAAUUAAAGCUUAAUCCCCUUCUUCUCAUCCCCAUGAAGCAAGUACAGUUUAAAGACGGGGCUAAUAAGACUAAAAUAGUUGUGCUUUGCAGAAGUCACAUGGGCAGCAUGGUAAGAGGACUUUGGUCUUUGAGUCCCAGCAUUCUGUCAUAUGGCACAGACAACACACAUUCUCUCCCUUUCCAAGGGUUUCCUCUAUUUCCCUUCCUAGGAUAUAGUGGAAACAUGUUGGCAUCAUACCUUGAGAUAACCUUGAGUUUUGCCCAUUGCUCACAACUGCUGUCCCAUGGAAUUAAGAUAUUGAAAAGAUCAAAGAGGAAUGUGAAGUGGGGGAAAAAAUUCAAGUCACUGCUUUGAGUAUGUUCUGCCUCCACUGCUGCCAGUGGAGUUGGUGGUCUAUUGGGAGCAACCUCAAACAUUUUUACAUGUACUUCCAUAUAAUGUUCAGGCAGGACUGUAGUAGAAGUGCCAUAAUCAAAAAGAGAGCUUGGCUGACAGAAAAUUGGACAGAUGAGCCAAUAAGACACUUCUGUAUUGAAUAUAUGUAAUUUCAUUAUCCUUCUAUUUGUGACCUGCGUUUCUUACUGCUUCUUAUUACCAGAAUCUUGUAAUUAUUGCUGCAGCCAUCUCUUUCACCUCUUCAGAACAGAGGGGUAAUCCAUCAGCCAGUUCUUCUCCAGUGGUAUGAGUGAGCUUUUUACCAGGGGAGUUGGCCUCAGUUGAAGAGGCCAACAGGGCCCAGCAGGCCAAGCAAAAAGCAAUGUAUACAAGUCAUGGAGUGGAAGAGAAUAAAACAUUUACAGUUUUAAAAUUAUUUUUCCCUUAGCUUCCCUUGAUCACUCUGAUAGAUAACAAGACGUGCAAAGCUGGAUGUGUACUGACAGUGGCCAGUGUCAGCAGGAAUGAGAGCUUCUCGCACUGUGCAGACAAACCUGAAAUCAGUCAGCUCCCAAAACCAGAUCAGUGUGCACCAGCUAUUCCAGUCCCUGUAGCUGAGAGAUACUGGGAGGAAAAUCAGUUCUCCUGUCUGUCCUGUGACCUUACAGCAUAGCCCAGCACUAGAACCUUUGGUCUCUUAAAGCUGUUACCUUCUGUGACAAGGCCCCAGCACUGUUCCUUGGGUAAGCUGCUCCUGUAGCACCCUUCCCCACAGAGGAUCCCGACUCACUGCAAAUGCUGUGCACAGUGCUCAUUUCAUUCCCUGCUGAAAGGCAGCCAGGCCUGAGGUGGAACAUGGCAAGCGCCUCRCCGCACCUGGCAACUCCACACAGCUGCUGAAAGCGAGUGAGGAAAAAAGCAGUGUACAAAUGCAGGGGAAUUUUCACAUAGGCAGGAUGUAAUUAGCAGAGCUGGAAUCUGGCCAGAGCGUGGGGUUAAAACACUGGCUUGCAGGUAACACACUGGGAUCUUUCAUAAUUCAAAUGCUCAGGAUCUCCCGUUUCCAUUUUACCUGGAAGAUGUCAGAGGACCGUUCCCUGUUUAAUGGUCAUGGGCAGCUCUCGAACAUCUGACACAAAGGAAGAAGUGUCUGAAUGGUGCUGCACCUGCAGAGYUUCUCUGCCAGCAAUUGCCCACCAUGAGCAGCAGCUGAAAGGAUCACACGCUGGCACGGCUACGGCCGUGCUGCUGUAAAACACGGCUCCGUGCCUUGGGGUUCACUUCACCCCUGACCCUCAGUACUCACUUUUCAGGCCCCAAAUUCCUUCCAAACAGAAAGAGAAGAUGAUACAAUUAGGGCAACACCUCACACAUAAAACACAAGAGAGAGAAUAUUACUGUUAAGUGCUGCUUUCCUAUUCUCUGCUAUUUGAAAUAGUACCAGAUAGCUAUUGGAGAACAGAGAACAGCACUUCCCCCAGUGUAGAUGAGUGAGCUUUUCCAACUGGCCUUGCUGGUAAUACACAGACCGUGAAGAGCUUUUGCCGCCUCCUUCCUUCCAGCUGGGAAAUCACGUUCAAAGCAGCAAAACUUCUUUUUCCACUUCAUGAUCUCAUUUUCUGUAUAAGCAAUUUUUGUGUUUACUACAAGGAUGUUGAAUGUCCACAAAAGGUCAAGGAAGUCAUUCACGAAACUCACGUGUGUAAAGCCUCCACAAUGUUUCUACCAUGAUGUGGCCCACGGUCUGAAAUAUAAAUAAUUGCAAACCUCUAAGCCCUCGUCAGUCAGACCUGCAGACUUGUGCAGUUAAGGAGCUGACUUCCUCUGUGGUGCAGUGUGUGCAAGCAAAACAAGAAGUGUUCUUGCUAUCUGAAAAAGCAUAAUCUCUGCGUCAGUAAGUCAUAAAAAAGGGACCCCUCCUCUGCCUUUGAGKGCUUCCCAUGCCAGCCUUUGAUUUAGGGGAGGGGCUGGGAGGGGGAGCUUGUUUGCUUAGGCUGCCGUGUAAGCCCCCUCUUUGUCAAGUGUCGUUUAAUACAACCACCAACCAAACAUGACGAGAGCACCUCAGUCAGUGGGACAACAAACCUACACACAGCCUCCAGUGGCAAAGUGUGCUGGGGAGAGUAAAGAACGGGCAGCUGCAGGCAACAGGAAAUCCAGCACUAAUAAAUAAAAUGUCUUAUAGCCAGAAAGAGGAAAUAAACAGCAGCAGCACAGGCUGAGAGGACAGAAGAGAGGAACACAGCAUAACUGUGGCAUGGGAAUCACUGAGUUACAGUGAGCUUAUUUUUACAGAACGUUGUCCUGGUUUGUUAUGUGUUCAGACUGCAAAAAAAAAAAUGGGGGAGUGGGGGCACUGCUCAAAGAGAGGGGCUCUAUCAGACGUUGUCAACAACCACUGUAAUUAAGGAAGCAGCCAGAGCACACACAACCAGAGCUGCUGCCAAACUGAAAUGA
This is a messenger RNA of Malurus melanocephalus (red-backed fairy wren), 6095 nucleotides long. It is a transcript of the gene RAD51B, whose product is annotated as RAD51 paralog B. Gene Ontology annotation, cellular component: Rad51B-Rad51C-Rad51D-XRCC2 complex. Gene Ontology annotation, biological process: double-strand break repair via homologous recombination. Bases 137 to 1423 code for a protein of 428 amino acids. The transcript has 12 exons. Lineage: Eukaryota; Metazoa; Chordata; Aves; Passeriformes; Maluridae. The record is from RefSeq and is a predicted model, not a curated record. Gene Ontology annotation, molecular function: ATP hydrolysis activity; ATP-dependent DNA damage sensor activity; ATP binding.